AUGCCUCUUGAAAGUUUUGAAGAAUGGAUCGAUACAAAAGACGGUAUUAGACUAUAUACUAAAACUUGGAAGUCAGUAAGCGAACCUCCAAUAGCAACGGUGGUGUUUUCGCAUGGUUUUGGUGAACAUGUAAAUCGAUAUAAUCAUGUAUUUGAUAAAUUUCAAUUAAAAAACAUCGAAGUAUAUGCAUUUGAUCAACGUGGUUUUGGUCAAACAGGCAAAAAAAAUAAAAAUCUUGGUAUUACGGGUGGUUGGAAAGUUGCUAUGGCUGAUAUAACCGAGGCUUUGAUUAGAAAAAGAAGAAAAGGUAUACCACAAUUUUUAUUCGGUCAUAGUAUGGGAGGUGGCAUAGCGUUAAAUUAUGCUUGUGAAGGUCCAGAAAGAGACAAUUUAGCUGGCAUAAUUGCAUCAGCACCCUUAGUACUACCAUCUGUACAAUCAAAACCUGCACAACCAGUCGUGACAAUUGGUAGUGCGCUUAGUAAAGUUUUACCAAAUUUAACCAUACCUGUUGGUAUGAAUGCAAAAUAUAUUAGUAGAGAUCCUGAAGAAGUGCAAAAAUAUAUCAAUGAUCCUUUAAUUCAUGGCGCAGCUUCUCUACGAUCUCUUAAUGAGAUGUUACAAGGUACAAAAUCUGUUUUAAAAGAGAAGAAUAAGAAUAUAACAGGUCCAAUUUAUAUUUGUCAUGGGAGUGAUGACCCAGUCACUUCCCCCGAUGCUUCAAGACAAUUAUUUGAAAAAAUUUCAGCAAAGGAUAAAACUUACCGUGAAUGGCCUGGACUUUAUCAUGAAAUGCAUAAUGAUUUUGAAAGAGAUCAAGUAAUUGAUGAUUGGAUUCAAUGGAUUCUUGAUCACGUUAAUUCGACCAAGAAUAAUUACGCUGGAGAUAGGAAAAAAACUAAACUUAUUCAAAGUCCUAGGAAUCUUGGUUUAGCUUCGGCAUAA
Molecule: messenger RNA, 945 nt
Organism: Entrophospora candida
Lineage: Eukaryota; Fungi; Glomeromycota; Glomeromycetes; Entrophosporales; Entrophosporaceae
Source: the annotation of a GenBank genome assembly